GUCUUCUGGUAUCCAAACUAUCCAACCCACCCAACGCACCCAACCCCUAAAGCAUUUACUCUUACCUACAGUGCAUAUACUAGAUAGAAGAGAUUAGCUUCAAACAGAAAAGAAAACAAAAAAAGGUCAAACUGAAAAGGUCCCAUCAAUGGGACUCUUUGUGGUGGGUUGAUCUGAGAGAGCCGUGCUCUGCUUGGUUCCUGCCUGGAUGUGAAGCAAAAUGGGCGAAACCAAAGUGAUCUACCACAUUGAUGAAGAAGACACACCCUACCUGGUCAAACUACAAAUGAGCCCUAAAGAGGUGACCUUAGCCGACCUCAAGCAAGUCCUGAACAAGCCCAACUACAAGUACUUUUUCAAAUCUCAAGAUGAUGACUUUGGAGUGGUCAAGGAGGAAAUCGCAUUGGACUCCUCCGGCUUGCCUUUGUUCAACGGAAGAGUGGUCUGUUGGCUUGAAUUGGCCCAAGGAUCGACCGUGGGAUCCAAUGGAGGAGGUCAAGAAGGAGGAGGAGGAGGAGGAGGAGGUCAUCACAGUGAGACCGAUAGCUCCAUUUCCGGUCUGCCACCGCCUGGAAUCGAACGUGGACCCGGGGUCGGUGAAACCCGACCACCGUCCUUCCAUGGCGGGAUCCUGGCCCCGGAGGACUUGACCGAGUCCGAAUCGAUCCUAUCCACCCGACAAGAAACGGACGAUCUCUUUGAUGACACAGAAUCCUCAAUAACAUCCGUGAGCCAGGCAGCAGCUGACCGUAGACGCCAUGACAUUGGACGCCGAAUGAGAACGAGCGGUCCUUCUUCGCGACGUCCUCGUUUGCCCGGACCUGGGAUUCCUCGACCGGGACAACGACCUCCACCCAUGCCGGAUACGGCUUCUUCCAUGAUGUCCUCGGAGUUGGAGUCUUCCAUCUACGAGGACACGGAGGAUGCCCAAUCCAUGGCCUCGUCCAGGUUCACAACGUCCACCGAUCACACUUCGGUGUCUCAACAAAUGCUUCGCAAUCGACAGAAACGCCGUUCCAAGCGUCGUGUUCCCGCUCAUUUGGCACGGGCUGGAUCCAUAUCCAGUGUCACGGACUCGACCAUGUCCUUGAAUUGUAUCACGGUUACCUUAAAUAUGGACACGGUCAAUUUCCUGGGCAUUUCGAUUGUGGGGCAGAGCAAUAAAUUUGGCGACGGGGACUGUGGGAUCUACGUGGGCUCGAUCAUGAAAGGUGGAGCCGUGGCCUUGGAUGGCAGGAUCGAACCCGGAGAUAUGAUUCUUCAAGUCAACGAGAUCAGCUUUGAGAACAUGUCCAACGACGACGCCGUUCGGGUCCUUCGAGAAGUGGUCCAAAAACCUGGACCUAUUAAAUUGGUUGUGGCCAAAUGUUGGGAUCCCGCUCCUUCCAAGAACUAUUUUACCAUCCCGAGAACGGAACCCGUGAGACCCAUCGAUCCUGGAGCGUGGGUCGCGCACACGGCAGCAGUUAGAGGCAAUUUGCUCCCUGGACAAAUAAAUCAUGGGGUGGGACCACCGGUGUCCCAUUUUGCGCCCAGGCAUAAUCUAGGCGAUUACCCAGGGCGAUGCCCCUCUGUGACCACUUUAUCCGCUUCUUCCAUGGUGUCGAGUCAUGCAGAUACUGAGAAAUUCAUCCCACUGGGGGCCAAUGCAACAAGUGAAAUAGUGGACCUGGAACCGCCGGAGAGCUUGACCAAUAAUUCGGGCAUGGGCGCCAUUGUGCGUGCCAUGCAGCGUCCGGAUUCGAAUCUUGAGGUUCGGGAUCGAAUGUGGUUGAAGAUCAAAAUCUCGAAUGCCUUCAUCGGCUCAGACGUGGUGGAUUGGCUCUAUGAGCGGGUUCAGGGCUUCUCGGACCGCCGAGAGGCGCGCAAGUACGCCUCACAGAUGCUCAAAGCAGGAUUUAUCAAACACACUGUCAAUAAAACCAGCUUCAGUGAGCAAUGCUACUACACCUUUGGCGAGGAUGCCCAUCUGAACACGGGCAUGAGCAAUCUCUCGGUGAAAGACAGUCGGAGUGGCAGUGGAUCGGGCAUUGGAGCACCACCAGCCUAUUCCCUACCCCCGCCCCAAGGACCAGCACCGCCCAUUCCUACCGUGGGAAAUCCACCGGGUCCGCAGACCAAUUGGGGCGUACCCUUGUGGAGUGAUUGGCAAGGGGAUGAAGUGUCCAGUACCAACUACGGCCCCAUCUAUAACCCAAGUGCUCCCCCGCCCACGGCCAGUUACAUGCCGUUGCCUUAUGGAGUUCCCUCAGGGGGGAGUAGUGGACCCCCGGGGGCGUUUGGCUACAAUGCGCAACAACCAAGCGUGAUCAGCUCGGGUGGAAGUGGCUCUGGUUCGCAAAAGCUGAGAUUGGCCGGGAGUUGCUCGAGUAGCGAAAGCGAUGGGAGGACGUCGACCGUGGUCUCAUCAGAUGGGGGCUUUCGGGUAGCUUUGGCCAAACAAGAGCAGCAACAACAACAACAACAACAACUGCAGUCGGGUUUGAGUGGUCAAGGGGUCGUCCCCAGGGACGGGCCCACCGCCCCCGUAGGGCGUAUUGACUAUCCCAGUGGUCCUCAACCGCCUUCCUAUUUGGCCGCAAUAUCUAUUCAAAGAUAGAGAAGAAAUGCAAUGCUUACAAACAAGCCACUUUUCAAUUGGUCGUACUUCCUACUUGAACGCCUCCCAUACCCAACCGCACCCGCGUAUGCCUUACACGUUGACCAUAGGAUUUUUGAACAGUUUCCUAAUUUUCUAUGUCUUUAUUGUCACUAGAGAAGAACAACCGCAUCCACACACUUACACAUACACAGAUACACUCUUGGCGUAUUAACACAUGCCAAUAAAAUGUGCAACAUGAAACUGUCA
Messenger RNA from Tigriopus californicus, 2848 nucleotides. Its product is annotated as segment polarity protein dishevelled homolog DVL-3-like. The coding region runs from base 221 to 2599 and encodes 792 amino acids. The transcript is spliced from 13 exons. Gene Ontology annotation, biological process: intracellular signal transduction; canonical Wnt signaling pathway. NCBI's taxonomy places the organism in Eukaryota, Metazoa, Arthropoda, Copepoda, Harpacticoida, Harpacticidae. Gene Ontology annotation, molecular function: frizzled binding. Gene Ontology annotation, cellular component: cytosol. The record is from RefSeq and is a predicted model, not a curated record.